Aphis gossypii (cotton aphid) is the source of this 1931-nucleotide messenger RNA. RefSeq lists its product as uncharacterized. The record is from RefSeq and is a predicted model, not a curated record. The coding region runs from base 287 to 1804 and encodes 505 amino acids. The transcript is spliced from 2 exons. NCBI's taxonomy places the organism in Eukaryota, Metazoa, Arthropoda, Insecta, Hemiptera, Aphididae.
UCAACAUUAGAUAAAAUUAUUUUCAUAAAAAAAUAUCAUGAAUGCGUUUAUGUAUUUAUGCGAACAUCAAAAUAUAGUAACUACUGUUUACAUUGUACUUUGCAAUUGAAAAUAAAUUAUAAAUACAAUUGCGGCGUAACGUUGGUUUUAUAGAGUGUAUUUAGUUUUAUACGUAAAAGCGCUGUCUACUGUGCGUAGGUAGACUAUAAUUCUGGACAGAUAUCAUACAACUGAGUAUUUUUUAUUUUAUAUACGUUAGGUGAUUUUUUAGUCAAACAGUGUGACAAUGUAUAACGACAUGGAUUUUGACGUGGCCGUCAACGAUAUUUCCAAUCAGAUUGUUGGAAUACGAGAUCCCGAGUUGGCACUGACGAUAGAAAAAUGGGUGUUGAAGUUGACUGCGGAGAACCGAGGCGCGAACGAGCUUAAGUACCUGCAACUGUUGCAGUACAUGAUGGCCCAAGGGAGGAUUAACGGUCCGUUCGCGAAGGAUCCGCCGCCGGGUCCCCUGGUGUCGUUAAGUCGGUACGUAAAUCCUUGCAGCGGUCACGGCCGCAACAGCGGUGGGGUCGAGUGUUGGCAGACGAGCAACUGUAGCAGAGCCGCUCAGACGAAGUACGAGGACGGUGAUGACGAAUUCGAAUACGGCGAAGACUACGAAGAUCAGCUGGACAACGAAGAAACGACGGUAAACCUCGACGACCGGGACGACGUCGGAGACUCGCACAACACCGACGGCGGCGAACUGCCGCGCCCGGAGAAGAUCGGCGUAGAGGACGGGGUGCAGGAAAAACGCGACGGUCAUUUGGCGGGCGGUGGCGGAGGAGAGUGCCGGGGAGGUGGCGAAAGGAGCGCCCCGAAGAAAAACCCGUUCGCCAAACUGUGCAACCCGUGCUUAGAUAAUUUCGGACAGCACUUGCUAAAGAAACGACCCGGGCCGAUGGACGCGGCUUACAGGGAAUUGCUGGGAGACUGCGCGCUUCCCGUAAUCACGGAAUCCGAACAGAAGACCGUCGGUCCGGAACUGUUACAGGUUCUGGAGAACGUCGACGACUCCACCACGUUACAAGAGUUUUACUUCCAGGUGUCGCUGUACACGUGCGACCGAGCAGAGCUGAUGAUGAAGUUGUCGGACAGCAUGGUGGACGACUUCAGGACGUUCGUGUCGGACGUGUUCGAAAGUCGCACGGAACACAUCAGCGACGGUUUGGCCAAGGAGCAGAUGGCGCUUUGCGAAAAAUACGCGUACCUGUACGACCGGACGCUGAACCGGGCCACGGUGGCUCUGGACUUCCUGCGGGAAGCAAUGCCGGUGUUCAGCUGGCACAAGUACCAGUCGGAACCCGACGAAUAUCUGAAGCGGAUGAUAAUGCGACGGACGGCGGUCGCCGGGGCCAUGACGGCUGCCGAGGGCGGCGACGGACGUCCGGCCGGGCGUGCAUCCGGUCCCGUUGCCGACGACGAUAACGCCGCGACGGCCACUGCCGACGAAGACGACGGAGCGCAGCAGUCGGCCAUCAAGAAGCUGCUGUACAGGCUCAACUGGCUGCGGACCGAAGUCAGCCGGGUGGACUGCGAGGGACAGCGACUGUACGAACAGCACAGCGAACUCACCACCAGCCUGGCCGACUUCAACCGCCGUCUGUCCGACACUCAGUGCCGAGCGGCCGGCGACAUCGACCGACACAAAAACGAACUCACGGUGCUCAGACAGCGGUCGGCCGACCAGACGGCGAUCAUCGACCGACUCAUGGAGACCAUACAGUUGACCAUGCAGGACAAACAGCCUACGUCCGGUUGUUAGCGCACAUACCCGCUGUGCCACUGCUGCCAAAUACGGAAAUUGAGGGAGGGCUCGGUUUGCUAAACCCCCCCCCAAGCCAAUAUUUAUCCCGACAUUAAAAAAAUAUAUAUAAUUUUUAAUAACUGUU